AUGCGCCAACGUACUGUUCCCUAGCGACAACUAUCAACAACCAGCAGGAAGUUCAGUUUGGGAAACUCUGAGAAACUGAUUUCAGAAAUAAAGAAAAGUAUCUAUGAAUAAUACUUCUGGAAAUAUACCAUCUGUGAAGACGAGCUGAAAGCCACCAUUAGCUAGCUGCAACAUUUGUCAACUAAUUUGUAACUAACAUCAUUAUGUGGAACAAUUUGAUAUUACCCAAAUUAUCAGAAGCACUUUCCUAUGAAUUUCAAAAUGUUUAUUCAGAGAUUUCUGAUUAUGUAUUCAGUAAGUCACCCAGUGAAGAAAGAGAUUUUGCUGAUGUUACUAUACCUUGUUCAACAUGUGACCAGAAUGUGCCUCCAUACUUGUUAACCCAUCAUAGAUUAAAACAUCAUGCUCUGACAGUGCUGGGUUAUGAGCCACAAGAAAAUCCAAAUAUUGAAUCACUUAUUCAUCACAGAAGGGCAGCAAUUACUGAAUUACUAAAAUCACAAACAUACAGUGAAAAAGAACUGCAAAAAAUUGAUAGUGCAUAUGAACUACUUAGAUUAUGUGGAAUGCCUGAAAGUUACUCACGUGAUGAACAUGAGGCUUCAUUUGCAGAUUCCUUUAAAUAUGCAAAGAAAAUAAUUAAUUCUUUUAUAAAAGCACUUGUUAUUCACCAAGACAAGAAUGUUGGUUGGAAAACUGAAAUGGAAGACGCUUACGUUGUAAUGGAUCCAUUUGGGUUACGAGAGAAUACAAGCUUCGUAGGCUUAUUUGAUGGCUAUCAUGGAAAAUGUGCAGCAGAAACAGUUGCAAAUGAACUUCCAGUUCUUAUUUUACAGGAAAUGUCAAAGAAUGAUCCUUCUUAUAAAAUGACAGAUGAUGAGAGAAGAAUGUUAGCAGGUUUUGAACCAAUCUUUGGUCUUUGGCAUAAAGAUACCAAAGACGAUUUGUCAGGUUUAUUGACAAAUACAGCAGCCAGUGAAAGUUCUCUGGAACUAGUACAUUUAGCACAUGCAAGAGCCUUUUGGAAAAUGGACAGAAUUUUAAAGCUUGGAAGAAAUGAAGUCUCUAGAAUACGAUGGAGCGGCUGUACAGCUCUUACUUGUUUAAUAGAAGGAAACAUCUGCCAAACUGAAGAAAAUCUGAAUAUAAAUGAAUACGAGAGAAGUAAAGUCAAGACUGAAAAUCAGUCUGCACAAAAGGAAACUAAGACUAGUCUUGGGACUUUACACAUUGCUAAUGCUGGUGAUAUUCAUGCAGUUCUCUGCAAAAAUGGAAAGGGGCAUCGUCUUACAAAAGAUCAUAGCUGUUCAAAUCCCAAAGAAAGAGAUCGUGUUCUGCAUACUGGUGGGACUAUAAGUGCCAAUGAGGGACAAGGACUUUUAGAGGGACUUACCAAUGCCACACGUGGACUUGGACAUCAUGGAAAUCCAAAACUGAAAAAAUCUGUCAUAUCUACGCCUUACACUAUAUCUCUUCCAAUAGAUGACUCUUGUCAGUUUCUUAUUUUGGCUUCUAGAGGACUCUGGGAAGUACUUGAUGAAAAUGAAGUUGUUUCUAUUGCAAAGCAGGCUUUAACAUUCUAUUACCAAUACCAUCAAGAGUGGCAGGAAGAACACAGUCAAAUGUCCAAGUCUCCAGUUGACACUCAUAUCUGUCAAAGCAUGUCUUCAACUACAAGUGGUCAUUUAGAAAGUGAAUCUGAUUUUAAAGAACAGAACAGUGAGAAGUCACAACACAAGGAACAGAAUUCACUUCAGAAAAAUGCUGAAAUGAAUGAUAAUCAUGAAACUUAUUUGUCUGAUGUUCAGGAAGACAAGACAGGACAAAGAGAUGAACAAACAGAAGACUUUUAUCAGAAUGUAGCCUUGUCUAUAAGCAAACAACUUGUACACUGUGCACUUUUAGGCGGUUCAAAAGAAAAUGUAAGUGUGCUAGUUGUUUUACUACAGGGUUUUGACAAAGCAGACUAUGGUAUAUACCGAAACACAGCGUGAAAUAUGAUCACUAAUAAUGGUGUAAGAACAAAAAAGGCUAAUAAUGCUUAAAACAGAUGAGCAUGGACAAUAAAAUUCUAAAAAGGUAAAACUGUCAUGCAGUUAUUUAAUCACACACUUCAAAAAGUAUUUCAGUUUCUGUUCGCAUAAAGGUUGUGAACUGUGGAGUCAACCAAAUGUUUUAGCAUAAUGUGAACUGUCAAAACAUGAUAAAAACUAAGGAUACUAUUAUCAGACCUAUUCCUUUUGAGAGGCGAUCAUGUUAACA
Molecule: messenger RNA, 2262 nt
Organism: Protopterus annectens (West African lungfish)
Lineage: Eukaryota; Metazoa; Chordata; Ceratodontiformes; Protopteridae
Gene: PP2D1
Product: protein phosphatase 2C like domain containing 1
Exons: 4
Coding region: 204-1994 (596 amino acids)
Biological process (GO): protein dephosphorylation
Molecular function (GO): protein serine/threonine phosphatase activity
Source: RefSeq, a predicted model, not a curated record